UUCUGUGCGGUGGAAGUGUUUUGCUCUGUGUGUGCGAUUUUAAUUAAACAGUACAACAUGGAUUUUGCACAGUAGUUCAUAUCAGUCUGUAUAAUUAAUUAGAGGGCUUUGGACUCCAUAUUGCUCAUAUUCCAGCAGUUUUUAUCAGCUUCAAACACGCGCGGCCUCGGUGUGCCACACCGUGCGGUGAAGUUUGAUAGAAAUAGCUUGUUUAAUGGAUGCGUUAUUUUUCUGUCUUCAGAAUGACUUCCCCUUACUUUUUAGAAACGGGCGCCGGCGUGGUGACGAGAAAAAGGAGCAAAGUGUUGAAGGCAGAGCUCGGUUUAACUGGUGCACGAAGCAGCGAGGCGAAGGAGACGUCAAAACGGAGGGGCAAAGACGAGGAUAAAACACUGAGUGACCAGGAUCGUUUCUCCUCCGCUGAUGCCCAGAAGGAUCCAGCUGCAGCUGAUCCAGCGCGACGCAGUCAGGGGAGCUCGAGCGCCGAGGGGACGUCGGCCAAGGACAGGCGGAGGAGAGGGGGCGUCAGGCCGGAAUAUGAGCCUGCCGGAGGGCCGGGACGGGGCGAUGCCAAGAAGGACAGGUGGGAGCCCGCGGGCUGGCAGAAGCAGCUGGACAACAUCCGGGAGAUGAGGAAGGGGAAGGACGCACCCGUGGACCUCAUGGGAGCUGAAAAAUGCUUUGACGACCAGGCUUCUCCCAAGGUGAUGCGAUACCAGGUUCUGAUUUCACUGAUGUUGUCCAGCCAGACCAAGGACCAGGUGACCUCUGCAGCCAUGACAAAGCUCCGAGACCACGGUCUGUCUGUGGAGAGUAUUCUAAAAACCGACGAGGGCACCCUGGGGGAGCUGAUCUACCCCGUUGGCUUUUAUAAGACCAAGGUAAAGUACAUAAAGCAGACAACAGAAAUACUGCAGAACCAGUACGAUGGAGAUAUUCCGGACAACGUGGCUGACCUGAUCCGUCUCCCUGGAAUCGGGCCCAAGAUGGCUCACCUGAUUAUGAACAUCGCCUGGCGGAAAGUGUCUGGAAUUGGAGUGGAUACACAUGUCCAUCGGAUCGCCAACAGGCUGGGAUGGGUGAAGAAAAGCACAAAGACUCCCGAGGAGACCAGAGUCGCAUUGGAAGACUGGUUGCCAAGGGACCUCUGGAGUGAAAUCAACUGGCUGUUAGUUGGUUUUGGCCAGCAGGUGUGCCUGCCAAUAAACCCGCUGUGCUCAGACUGCCUUAAUAAGGACAGCUGCCCCUAUGCCAACAGAAGCUGCUCUCCCGACAGCCCAGUCAUCUCCUCAGGCACGAGUCGCUGA
Messenger RNA from Lepisosteus oculatus (spotted gar), 1307 nucleotides. It is a transcript of the gene nthl1, whose product is annotated as nth-like DNA glycosylase 1. Gene Ontology annotation, cellular component: nucleus. NCBI's taxonomy places the organism in Eukaryota, Metazoa, Chordata, Actinopteri, Semionotiformes, Lepisosteidae. Gene Ontology annotation, biological process: base-excision repair, AP site formation; nucleotide-excision repair; base-excision repair. The record is from RefSeq and is a predicted model, not a curated record. Gene Ontology annotation, molecular function: DNA-(apurinic or apyrimidinic site) endonuclease activity; oxidized pyrimidine nucleobase lesion DNA N-glycosylase activity; DNA binding.